This is a messenger RNA of Torulaspora delbrueckii, 1341 nucleotides long. RefSeq names its product bifunctional cysteine synthase/O-acetylhomoserine aminocarboxypropyltransferase MET17 (gene MET17). Lineage: Eukaryota; Fungi; Ascomycota; Saccharomycetes; Saccharomycetales; Saccharomycetaceae. Bases 1 to 1341 code for a protein of 446 amino acids. Gene Ontology annotation, molecular function: transferase activity, transferring alkyl or aryl (other than methyl) groups; pyridoxal phosphate binding. The transcript has a single exon. Gene Ontology annotation, biological process: transsulfuration. The record is from RefSeq and is a predicted model, not a curated record.
AUGCCAUCUCACUUUGAUACCGUGCAAUUGCAUGCUGGCCAGGAGAAUCCUGAUGACAAUGCUAACAGACCAAGAGCUGUUCCAAUUUACGCUACUACUUCCUAUGUCUUUAAUGACUCGAAACACGGUUCUCAAUUGUUCGGUUUGGAGACCCCAGGUUAUAUCUACUCUCGUAUUAUGAACCCAACUGUGGAUGUUCUUGAGAAGAGAAUUGCAGCUUUAGAAGGUGGUGCAGCCGCCUUGGCUGUCGCUUCUGGACAAGCUUCGCAGGCUUUGGCCAUCAGUGGGCUGGCCCACACUGGUGAUAACAUCGUAGCUACUUCCUUCUUGUACGGUGGUACUUACAAUCAAUUCAAAGUCGCAUUCAAGAGAUUGGGUAUUGAGACGAGAUUUGUCGAAGGUGACAACCCAGAAGAUUUCGAGAAAGUUUUUGAUGAGAGAACCAAGGCCGUCUACUUGGAAACCAUUGGUAAUCCAAAGUACAACGUUCCAGACUUCGAUAGAAUUGUCGAAGUUGCUCAUAAGCACGGUAUCCCAGUUGUUGUUGACAACACAUUUGGUGCUGGUGGUUUCUUUGCUCAACCUAUCAAGUAUGGUGCUGAUAUCGUUACACACUCUGCUACCAAGUGGAUCGGUGGUCACGGUACGACCAUCGGUGGUAUCAUCGUUGACUCCGGUAAGUUCCCAUGGAAGGAUUACCCAGAGAAGUUCCCACAGUUCUCCAUUCCUUCUGAAGGUUACCACGGUAUGAUCUUCAACGAUGCGUUUGGUCCAUUGGCUUUCAUUGGUCAUGUCAGAACUGAACUAUUGAGAGACUUGGGUCCAGCUUUGAACCCAUUCGCAGCAUUCCAAUUGCUACAAGGUGUCGAAACUCUAUCUCUAAGAGCUGAAAGACAUGGUGAAAACGCUUUGAAAUUGGCCGCUUGGUUGGAGCAAUCUCCAUACGUUUCCUGGGUUUCCUAUCCAGGUUUGCCAUCCCACUCUCACCACGAAAAUGCCAAGAAGUACUUGACAAACGGAUUCGGUGGUGUGCUAUCAUUCGGUGCUAAGGAUCUACCAAACAAUGCUGAAGCUGAAGCUAAGAACCCAUUCGCGGCCGCUGGUGCCAAGGUUGUCGACAACUUGAAGCUAGCCUCUAACUUGGCUAACGUUGGUGAUUGUAAGACUUUGGUCAUUGCUCCAUACUUCACUACUCACUUGCAAUUGACUCACGAGGAAAAGGCAAGCUCAGGUGUUACUAAGGAUCUAAUUCGUGUCUCUGUCGGUACUGAAUUUAUCGACGAUAUCAUCAACGAUUUCCAACAAUCUUUCGAGCAGGUCUACGGUAAGCAAAACGCCUAG